Messenger RNA from Oikopleura dioica, 303 nucleotides. NCBI's taxonomy places the organism in Eukaryota, Metazoa, Chordata, Appendicularia, Copelata, Oikopleuridae. The record is from the annotation of a GenBank genome assembly.
AUGGCCUCAUUGAAGAUGAGAGAGCGUACCCUUGCUGGAUCAUCCGGUAUUGACUUGGCACGAGCAUUGGUCGUCGACGAUAGCUGGAAUCAGUUGAACAAGCUGACUCAGCUGAUGGAGAUGAUCAUGUACUUGCAGAACGAACCCGUCUUUUCGAAAUAUUGCUUCUACGGAUGUUGGUGUUUGCCUUACGGGGCCGAAGCAAUGGGAAAAACUGCUGGCGAGCCAGUUGAUGAAAUUGACGCGACCUGCCGUGCGAAACAGCUUUGUUACAAGGUAAUAUAUCUAACAAAAGCUGUAUAG